CAUGCGCACUGAGGCUCUCGGGUAGUGACAGGUCCGCAGACGGAGAAGGAGCUCGUGCUGUUCACGAGCACAAAAAAAACAACAUAAAUAUUAUUUAUAUACAUAUUGAAUCCGGAAGUGUUUAUUAUUCACUGUUUGUUUUCAUCUGGGGUUUAAAACACGACAGGAAGUGACGAUAAAGCGCUCUUUCUUUUUACAGGAUCCUGAUUUCGGGCAGCUACUGAAGUAGAACAUUCGCUCCUCCGUCACGCCAUCAACACGUCAGGGACACCACGCUGAGCCUCUGUCAUGGAGGCCAUCGCCAAGUAUGACUUUAACGCCACUGCAGACGACGAGCUAAGCUUCAAACGUGGAGAGAUACUAAAGGUGUUAAAUGAAGAGUGUGAUCAGAACUGGUAUAAAGCUGAGCUGUACGGGAAAGAAGGGUUCAUCCCCAAAAACUACAUUGAGAUGAAGCCACACCCGUGGUUUUAUGGGAAGAUGCCGAGGGUGAAGGCGGAGGAGAUGUUGAAUAAACAGAGACACGAUGGAGCGUUUCUGAUCCGAGAGAGUGAGAGCGCACCGGGGGAUUUCUCUCUCUCUGUCAAGUUUGGGAACGACGUGCAGCACUUUAAGGUUCUGAGGGACGGGGCGGGGAAGUACUUCCUGUGGGUGGUGAAGUUCAACUCCCUCAACUCCCUGGUGGAUUAUCACCGCUCCACCUCCGUCUCCCGAAACCAGCCCAUCUUCCUGCGCGACAUCGAACAGGUGCCGCAGCAUGCGUCCUACGUGCAGGCUCUGUUCGACUUCGACCCUCAGGAGGAUGGCGAGCUCGGGUUCCGACGCGGAGAUCUGGUGCAGGUCCUGGACAACUCCGACCCUAACUGGUGGAAAGGGGCGUGUCACGGGCAGACCGGAAUGUUCCCCCGGAAUUACGUCACUCCCGUCACGCAGCAUAUGUAACCACGUGUAAAAAAAACAACGAUAAUCAUUCAAAAAACACAAAAAAAACAAACAUACAAACGGUCGGAACGGAACGGAGCGAUAGGACUUCCUGCUUAAUCGCCAUGGAAACGGAGGUGGCCUGGGAUCAAAGCCUCGGCAGAGUUCUGCUUGGUGAUUUGUGGACCGGUGCUCGAAGCUGAUUGGCUGGAAGGGAAACUGCUGCUUUGAUUCUUUGAUUCAUUACACUAUAAAUACAUAUAAACCAUAAAAAGUAUUCUGACUGGCGGGAAAAAAACACGUCGAGUGGGCAGCGAUCCUGCUCAUGUCUCUGAACUGUGUGUGUGUGUGUGUGUGUGUGUGUGUGUUACUCUCCUGUGUAAUCACUAAUAACAUGUCAAUGACCGUCUCAUCAGCAUGCGUCAUUCCACUCUGAUGAUGUCACUGCCAUUGAACAGGUGAGUCAGGCCACGCCCACUCAUUAUUAAUAUCAGCAUGGACGUGUCUCAAACCACACACUUCCUCCUCCAGUAUAAAAGCAGUCAUUGUGCCAUGCAUAAUCGCUUCUCCGACGUGUUGUGAUUUCUUCGUCUCUCUCUCUCUAAAAGGGAAAAAAAUGUGAUGAUAUCACAAGGCCAAUGAUGAUGUCAUAAUGUUUACUGUACAAAUCCUGACUGAUGAUCUUGAAGGUAGCGUCUGACUCGAGGGUUUAGUAGUUUAGUUUUUUGUAUCAAAGUGAUAAUAUUUAUAACUGAAACACAGAAGGUUUUUUUGCACUGUCAUGUAGUAAAGCAGCAGUAUUAAAACAAUAUACAAAAAAAAGAAGGAAAAACAUUGUAAGUUCACAAUAAAACAAACAAACUGUU
This is a messenger RNA of Silurus meridionalis, 1787 nucleotides long. It is a transcript of the gene grb2a, whose product is annotated as growth factor receptor-bound protein 2a. NCBI's taxonomy places the organism in Eukaryota, Metazoa, Chordata, Actinopteri, Siluriformes, Siluridae. The record is from RefSeq and is a predicted model, not a curated record. The coding region runs from base 289 to 942 and encodes 217 amino acids. Gene Ontology annotation, molecular function: protein binding. The transcript is spliced from 6 exons.